CGCUGUCAAGAGGGUGGACUCCCAGCGCCGAGGUGAGCGACGUGCUUAUUAAUUAACCUGACUUACACUUGUACUUAUAUUUGAGCGAUCAGCGUUGUAUUGCACCGAACACAAUGGCGUCGGCCCUGCUCGGCCUUUGGAGGGGAUUUCAACCCGCAUCCAGCGCAGUUGCCUGUUAGUGAUCUCUCUCUCCGCUAAGAAUAGUGUCGCAGAGAGCUAGCUCGUUAGCUUAGCCUUAGCCCCGCUAGCCUUCCAGCCCCCUCUAGUACAGUCUACACGUCCAGCUAACCGGGACCAGCUAGCGGUCCACCUCGGCUGUCUGUCAACCCCGGGGGACAGCAGGACGGACAGGGGGUGCAGCAGGUGUGCCAGCCUUUGUUCUUCUAACGUGUUAUUGGGUUUUUGUAUUUGUGUUUGUAUUUGUAUUUGCAGUCAUUGCACGGGAGAGGUCUGGCAGUGGAGGAGGGUGUUCUGGGUGUUCAGGGCGUUAAAGGGCCGUGGUGGUAACAGCUUGCGACAUAGUGUUCCCAGGUCUGGGGCAGAGGCAUCUCGCUGAGUUUCGGUGAAACUGGCUCACUGCGCUUGCGGGGGAUUCCUUUGCACUUUCCUGCAAAAUAGUGGUCUGGUUGUUGACUGUUGCAGCAGGACUCUGUCAUCAGGUGAAUGCCAUCAGGUGUAUGUCACCGGGUUUAUUUCAUCUGGUGUAUAUCAGAAAUGACCUAGAGGCCUUACAAGAUACAGUUGUGCUUCCGUCGCUGUAAUCUGUGUCUGCGGAGAGAGCCCACUGGUAUUCCUGGUGAGUAUCAACUACCUCAGCCAGACGACCCCGGCACACCCUGCAGCAGGCCCAACAGACCCCAAGGGACGUCCCGGAGCUCUGGUGAAGAGACACCCUCCCAAACGGACACGCUCCCAAACGGACACGCGCGGGACCGUGGAAGAAGCCUCGCUGGCCGCCGGUUCCUGGAUGAAACGCUGCUCCUCCUCCUUCUUCCUCUCAUCCGAGGGGUGCUGAGACGGACUGGUUCCGUCGUCGGGUAGCUCCUGGUCACACGCGGCGGUCUGGGACCCGUCACGCACCGCUGGUGGUGUCGCUCCUCCGCUCUAGUUAGCUGGUUACCGUUGGCUUGACCGGCGACCACCUCCGCCUAUCUCAAUCGUACCCUUUUUUUUUUCAUGGCAACUAUUUAAUAGAUAAGUUGUUGUUUUAUAAUUGCGGUGUUCGAUCUACAUCUAAGUACAUCUAUGUGAAUAUACCGUCUACGUAUUUUCCACUUCCGUCGUUCAGAAGGGCGACCUCUGGAGCCCCGCACUCCACUCGCACGCUGAAUCCUAGAGCUCCCGUGCGAUUCCCCUCGUCCUCCUUUAUGCCACACGGCCCCAACCCAACCCCAGGGGCCCUGAAGCGGGCGUCCAGGCCCGUAGCGCGCCCCCGGUGCGUCUGAUGUUGGUCUGCAGCAGGGCUGCAUGCACCACGCGCUCCGAGCCCCUCGGUCCGUCCCGCCGGCCUCCGUGUCUCCCGUCGUCCCCGUUCAGCCCUCUCUGAGAUGAGCCUCUGGCAGGGGAACUCCUGAGGUGUCCUCUUACCCCGACGUGAACAGCCACCCGCUCUCCCGUCGCCUCCUUUUGUACGCCCUCUCAAAUCGGAAUCUCCCCAUCCCGCGACCACCAGAGUCGUCCAGCGCCACGGCAGCGAGCGGUGCCGGUCGCGCCCAGUCGUAUGUACAGUUGCAACGCGCCGGAAGGUAAGAUGGACUACAAGCGGCGCUUUCUGCUCGGCGGGUCCAAGCAGAAGGUCCAGCAGCAGCACCCGCAGUACCAGAUGCCCGAGCUGAGCAGGACCCUCAGCGCCCCGCUGGCCUCCUCCCCCUGCUCCCCCGCCCCCCCCUCCAUGGGCCCCGGGGGGGGCGGGCCCCCGGGCGGCGCCGGCGGCCUGGCCCCUGGCCCGCCCUCCGGCACCACCACGGCGGUGGCGGACAUCCAGCAGGGCAUCUCCAAGUACCUGGACGCGCUCAACGUGUUCUGCCGGGCCAGCGCCUUCCUCACGGAGCUGUUCAGCGGCGUGUUCCGCAACUCCCACUACUCCAAGGCCGCCAUGCAGCUGAAGGACGUGCAGGAACACGUCAUGGACGCCGCCAGCCGGCUCACCGCCGCCAUCAAGCCCGAGAUCGCCAAGAUGCUGAUGGAGCUCAGCGCCGGCGCGGCCAACUUCAAGGACCAGAACGACUUCAGCUUCCAGGACGUGGAGGUGCUGGGCCGGUGCUUCCGGACGGUGAUGCAGGUUCAUUUCCAGUUCCUGUCCCAGGCCCUGCAGAAGGUGCAGCCCGUGGCCCAGUCCUGCCUGGCCGAGGCCCUGGCCCAGGCCCAGGAGCGCCGCGCCAACGCCCGGCCCCCCAGCAGUGAGCACGGGGCCCCCACCGAGCUGGAGGACGCCGCCCGCUCAUGGAAGGGGGCAGCUGAGGCGACGGGCAGGCUGCGGGAGAGGGGCCGUGACGGCUGCCUGGCCGGGCUGCAGGUGCAGCAGCUCUUCUGCUCCAACAACACCUCCAUCCCCGAGCACCAGCUCAAGGACCUCAACGGACGGAUCGACCACGCCCUGCAGGCCUACAAGGCGGCUCUGGACAGCAUGGGCCACAGCGAGUACUCCCUGAAGGCCGGCUUCCACCUCAACCCCAAGUCUGUGGAGUCAGCGCUGCAGGGCUGCUGCAGCGAGGCGGAGGCCCAGCAGGCGGGCCGCAUGCAGACCCCCUCCCAGCCCAUCCAGUGCGAGCUGCCCACCGUCCCGCUGCACAUCGGCUCACACUUCCUCAAGGGCGUGUCCUUCAACGAGUCGGCCGCCGACAACCUCAAGCUCAAAACGCACACCACCCUGCAGCUGAUGAAGGAGGCCCUGGGCCAGAACGGCAUGCCCCGCCGGGAAGACUCCCCCGUCACCGAGGUCCUCAACCAGGUGUGCCCCUCCAGCUGGAGGGGGCCCUGCAAGACGGCCGUGCAGCUACUCUUCGCCCAGGCCGGACUGGUGGUGGUGGACACGGCUCAGAUUGAGAACAAGGAGGCCUACGCUCCUCAGAUCACCUUGGAGGGCUCCAGGGUGCUGGUCCAGGUGCCGUCGACCUGGUGUCUGAAGGAGGACCCGGCCACCAUGUCCCUGCUGCAGCGCAGCCUGGACCCGGAGAAGACGCUGGGGCUGGUGGACGUCCUGUACACCGCCGUCUUCCACAUCAACCGCUGGAAGGACAGGAAGGAGCAGGCUCUGCCCACCAUCCAGAUGCAGCUGCAGCGCGAGGCCCCGGACUACAGCGUCCCGGCGGACCUGGCCCCCGGCAGCGGCAGCUCCUCCAAGAGCUCCGGCGGCCUGCCCAAGAGCAUCUCCAAGCUCACCUCCAAGUUCACCAAGAAGGCCUCCUCCCACGCGGGCGGCGGCGGCGGCGGCGGCGGCGGCAGCUACUCCAUCCCUAGCACGCCGUCCCGCAGCAUGCUGUCCUCCUCCUCCUCCUCCGGCGGCGGCUGCGGCGAGGAGAAGCCCAAGGGCGGGCUGGCGCCCGGGGACGGCCGGCUGCAGAGCCUACUGCAGAUAGGAGGCCUGCAGUGCGGCGGCGACCCGGUCCAGCUGGCCAACGGCGCGGGGCCCGACGACCAGGGCAUGAACCUGCCCACCGACCAGGAGAUGCAGGACGUCAUCGACUUUCUGUCUGGCUUCAACAUGGGCAAGUCCCAGCAGGCCUCGCCGCUGGUCAAGAGGCGCAACUCCGUGGCGUCGGCCAACCCGGCGGAGCUGAGGCCGCCCGGCGCCGCCCAGGCCGCCGCCCUUUCCCACAACACCCUGCAGCCGCCCCCCGCCCAGACGCAGCCCCAGAAGCAGCAGCAGCAGCAGCAGCAGCAGCAGCAGCAGCAGCAGCAGCUGCCGCCGCCCCAGUCGCAACAGCAGCAGCAGCAGCAGCAGCAGCAGCAGCAGCAGCAGCAGCAGCCCUCCCCCCAGGCCCUGCAGUUCUACCAGCACCUCCUGCAGCCGCUGGCCCAACACCAGCAGCAGCAGCAGCAGCAGCAGCAGCAGCAGGCUCCCCUCCCCUCCCCCCAGCAGCUCCAGUCCCUGCCGCAGCAGAGAAUCCCCAGCAAGUGGCUGGGGAGCUCCGGGGCCCAGCAGCAGCAGCAGCAGCAGCAGCAGCAGCAGCAGCAGCAGCCUCCCCAGCAGCAGCAGGGCCCUCCGGGCGGGCUGUCCCCCCUGGGGCCCAUCGGCCAGUGGGGCUCGGCGGGCCUGCCCGACCUGAGCUCGGAGCUGUACAGCCUGGGCCUGGUGAGCACCUACAUGGACAGCGUGGUGUCGGAGAUGCUGGGCCAGAAGCCCCAGGGCCCGCGCAACAACACCUGGCCCAACCGCGACCAGAGCGAGGGCGUGUUCGGAGGAGGGGCGCUGGGGGACGCGCUGCCCUUUGACCCCGCAGUUGGCUCGGACCCGGAGUUCGCCCGCUACGUGGCAGGGGUCAGCCAGGCCAUGCAGCAGAAGCGCCAGGUGCAGCACAUCCGUCGGCCGAGCAACGCCCGCAGCAACUGGCCAAUCCCAGACGAGCAGCAGCAGCACCGGACCUGGUCCCACCCGGACUACUACAGCGAGGGUGAGCCAGUGAACAGCAGCUGGUCAGCAAAUCAGGGCGACUCUGCUAGCUCCAGCGACGAGACGUCCUCGGCCAAUGGGGACAGCCUGUUCUCCAUGUUCUCCGGACCAGACCUUGUAGCAGCCGUCAAGCAGAGAAGGAAACACAGCUGUGGUGACCCGGAGGCGUGCACACUGCCCUCCCCCCCCCUCCACCACAUGGUGGACGACAGCCAGGACAGCAAGACCAAGACGUGGCCUCCCAAGGCGCCGUGGCAGCACACGGCGGCGCACGCCAGCGCCAACACGCUGCCCAAUCCCAGCUCUUCCUUGUACCAGAUGAACAUGCCGACCGCCUCCCAGUGGAGCGACUCCAUGCAGAUGCUGCAGUCUCCCGUGUGGUCCACGGCUGGCGACUGCUCCCCCUCCUCCGGUCUCUCCUCCGGUCUCUCCUCUGGCCUCUCCUCUGGUCUGUCCUCUGGUCUCUCCUCCGGUCUCUCCUCUGGCCUCUCCUCUGGUCUGUCCUCUGGUCUGUCCUCUGGUCUCUCCUCCGGUCUCUCCUCUGGUCUCUCCUCCGGUCUGUCCUCUGGCUUCCCCUUCUCCCAGCAGCAGCAGCAGCAGCCCAAACCCAUAAGCAAGGCAUUCAAAUCCUUCCCGGUCAAACACGAGCACAGGCCUUCCUACCUUCACCAGUACUGAGGCCCGGGGCCCGCGGUUCGAGACCCAGGGGACGGCCUCUAGCGUCUGACGAGCUAACAUGCUAACAAACCGAUUUGGGGACUGUAACGAGUCCGAUAUAUUUAAUUGGGAUGUUUUUGAGUUGAGGUGUGUUUGGGGGUGAGGGGGGGUAUGGGGGGAGUGCUGUGGUGUUACUUUAAGUGUACAUAUUAGCUCAACAAUUUGUAUCGAUCUAUAUAUUAUUUUUUUUCCACGUCACACAUCCGCUGCGUUCGGUUAGUGUGGCGUCAUGGCAACGAGUGUGGCCGUCCGGUGGCCUAGUGGGGGGUUUCUCUGUCUGCGGGGCGCGACUCACGCCGGGGUCCGCAGGCAUGAGCUGGAGACGCGCAUUACCGUCGCCCACUCUGCUUCUUUGUGUGUGUGUGUGUGUGUGUGUGUGUGUGUGUGUGUGUGUGUGUGUGUGUGUGUGUGUGUGUGUGUGUGUGUGUGUGUGUGUGUGUGUGUGUGUGUGUGUGUGUGUGUGUGUGUGUGUGUGUGUUGGGGGUUACGGGAGGGCACGAGGAGUUCCGUCUCGGCCCGGACUCUAUAUGAUACUGUGUCUACUGAGCUGUAACUGCCAAAUCUCAUGCAAGAGUACAGCUUCCAUCUACUGUUUCAUGGCUUGUAAAUUACCGAGGUUGAAACUAUAAAUAUUUACUCCUUUUUAUUAAGAGGCUUUGAGCAGGCUCAGCGUGAAUAUAAAAUCGUCGCAGGGGUGUCGUUUGCGAGGAAUUACACUACUUUUUCAACCGCAGACGGGGGUCACGAGAUGCAGCCCGGACUGGUGGUUGGUGUGGACCGCACUUGAUAGAGUUUUUGUUGUUUUUCCAACCAAAGCGUUGUUCAGAAUACUACCGGUGCAGAGGAGGAGGAGGAGGAGUUGAACAGACUAGUGCGUUGAUAAGCAGCAAAGUUAACGAGCCCUACUUGACAAUAGCUUUAGGGAAUGUCUUGACGACAUGGAAAGGAAUUCAAUUCCUCUUUCCUAAUCAGCAUUUUUGCUUCAGAUUGACACUAACUCCUGAGUUAAAAGACAACAACCUAACUUUUGUUCCAUUUAAAAAAAAAAAAAGAUACAAUAUUUUUCUUGUACAAAUAUUGACAGUAUUAAUCUUAUUUUUGUAUUUUCUUACAUGUUAUACCAUUACUGUAUGUUAGUAUACUAUAGACAUAAUUACAUACGUUGUUUUCUUUCCUGCCCUGAGAUGUGAAAAGCACAUAUUUAGUUUUUCUUUCCUACAGAGCUACACCAUAUAUCUAUAAAGGUUACCAAAUACGCCAUGGUAGACACUAAGACAAUAGUGUGCGACGGGGGCUGUUUUCAAACCCUCGUCCUCCUUGGUUUCUAUGGCGAUGGACUGUGUUCACAGGCCCAGAAUGUUACCCUUUUGUGAUCUUUGCGGAUGCCAAUGUUGCCUGUAUUUAUGAGAUGACACCAUGUUUUCCGAAAAACUAACAUACUUACCAUGUUUACAGAGAAUUGUUUGCUGUAUAUACAUAUAAAUAUAUAUCUUUUUAUAGUUAAUGUGCUUUGCACAAUCAAAAUAUAGGGUUUGUUGCUUUUUUGUCUGUGUUAACUCCCAACCUGUUGCAGCCUUUUUAGAGAUAUUAAUUAAAGACCUUUGGACUGUAACGGUUAGCAUUUCUCAGCUGUGUCAAAUGGUUUACUAGUGGCUUCUAAAAAAAACGUGUUGCCCUGAUCGAUGGUAUGAAGGGGGGCUGCUUGGCUUACGUUGCUUACUGUUCUUUUGAGCUGGCAACCGAAUCUUUCCAAGUGUACCAGCAAUGCAAAAAAGAAAAUUAAUAAAAAAAACUAGCAAUUAAAAUAGCCUCUUCUGUCUUAUAGAUAUUGUACUCCAGAACCAACCCACUGUCCUUUGGCACAAUGACACUACCUUUGUAUCUUUAACACCAGGCCCUUCAGAGUUCCUAUAUUUUGUCUGAUAUAACAGGUAUUUUUUAGUAUUUGUGUAACUAAUUGCUUAAUUGAAUUCUUUGCAUUUACGGAGUGGAAAUAAAUGAUGUUGGUGGCUUGAUCCAUGGCCAUUAUUUGCAUACUUACCUGAAAUGGUUCGUUGCCAAGUGCUCGAACGUUUCACUAUAUACAAAUGAAUAUUAAGCUGUGAAACAUAUUUUAAGUUUAACUGGUAAUGCAAGGGUUAUUUUUAUCAGCUGAUGCUAGAAAUGUAAACCUUGCACUUAAGCAUUAUUCAACGUAUUACAGCCCAUCCACACAUCCUUGGUCUUAAAGUUUUCAGAGAAUUAUAGGUUUCAUGUAAAAGGGGGGAUAUGCAACCAGGUGUGAGUAAUUAACCAUUACAAGCCGUUUGAAAGUGCCCUUUCCUGUGUUUUUGUGACGUCUCAAGUGGGAUUCUCCAUUGGCUUUCGUACCCUGGACUAUCAGUCUACCAACUGGACUGUGGCAAAUGUUGCUUAUCUAUCCAUCAUACACACAGGUGGACACUCCCACUUGUUUAAGGCUUGUAAUGGCUAAUCGCUCACACCUGGUGGCACAACAUCACCCCUUUAAGGAAAAUGAACCUGAGGAUACAGCCAACGUAUUGCCUUGCUCGCCAUCUAUAGGCCUAUUUCAUAUUGUAACUACAUGCCAAGAUCGGAAUACUGAACCACGUCACCUAGGAUGUUCUGUCUACGAUGCCUUUGUGUCUGAGUUGGUUUUGACAGUGGUCAUUUAUGACUGCAAUGUUGAUCCUACAUGAAUAGCCUCUAGUGAAUCCUUUAUAAUAUAACAAAUGAUUCAACGUUUAGACAAAGACAAAAUAAUUUAAAAUAACAUUUUAAUGUUAAAACUAAAAAAAGUAUUUACAUUAGCACUUUCACAGCUGGUGAUUCGUACUGAGGAAUUCAGAGCAAAUGGUUUUCCAUUAUACCAACCAUUUAAUGGUCAUUUUUCACAAGUACCAUCCGAUUCAGAACAAAACUUGGCUUUGUCCACAAAUGUACAAAACAAUCCUAGAAAAAUAGUCCGUCUUCAAAUCAACACGCCAGUGUGUCAGAAGUCCAUCAGCUUUCCAUCACUUUGUUGGCGGGGGUCGCCGACGGAGCCGCUCCACCGUUAGGCUGGAAAACAAAUCGAUUUAAAACCAUCUUUAGGAAUCGUACCAAACACUUGCAUUGACCCCUCACUUAAAAUUGACCAGAGAUUUCUUACAUUCACAGCUUCCAUCGGGAUGUCGGGACUAGCGUCUGCGAUGGUGGCCAGAUAGACGAUGUUGCGAUGCAGAAUCUGUUGGUAUCUGUAGUGAUUGAAGUUUUGUACUUUUAUAUUACUAUACAUUAGUGAUGUUAUGGUUUGCGUCGAGGCAUCGGGGCGUGUGUCGAGUACCUCGGCUCCUCCCCCAGCGAAGCUCCGUAUCGAGUAGGAUUCACAUAGGCGAAAUGACGUAGCGUGUGACGUUACCCAGUUCCAAGAUCACUUUUAUGGCUAUGUAAUUAAUCACACUCAUUCUCAGUCAUCAUGCAGUUUUAUUAUUACAAUUAUUAGUAGGCUACUGUAGUUAUAAGACAAUCUAUUUUGCCCGGGAUGACUUAAAAAUGAUUUGUUCUCUACCAUGAGCUCGGGAGAUAUUUAUGAACGGCACACUCACACGUAUCACUGAAAUGACUUUAAUUCUUAAACGUCUUGAUGUUGUACGAAGCAAACAUCACAUCAUCACAGGAAACUCUUUCUUUCAUCAUUUCAUUCACCACUAGGUGUCCCUAGCGUACUCAUUUCAAGCUUCGAGGUCGAACCACUUUGAUGGUUCAUCUGGCUGCGAGGCUUUGACGUUUCAUGAGGCAUCAUCUCGGCACCACUACUAUACAUUAGACUUAGGAUGAAACACCGCACGGUUCUUGGUGUGGUUUCUAUGGACGUUACUUACUGAACACACUCCACCGCUCUCCCCUUCUGCUGGUACUCUGCGAUGCAGCGGAUCAGCUGGUCGUUCUCCUCCAGCAACUGAGGAGAGAACCAGACACCGGACCGGAUGUGUGAGGACGUUUGACCACACAGACCCAUAUUAGGAUUAUUUUUUAUCAAUUAAUGUUGAAACCAGACUGAACAGCAAUAACACAAACAUAUCUUUAAAGGCUGACACACAUACAAAAAUAGUAUGCCAGAAAAAGAUAGAUUACAUAAUAUGGACAAUUCAGUAUGCAAAUAUUACAGGAUGUUGCAAAUCCGGUCGCAUUUCGCAGCAGG
Gadus chalcogrammus (walleye pollock) is the source of this 9512-nucleotide messenger RNA. RefSeq names its product granule associated Rac and RHOG effector protein 1-like. The coding region runs from base 1721 to 5290 and encodes 1189 amino acids. Gene Ontology annotation, biological process: Rac protein signal transduction. Gene Ontology annotation, molecular function: CCR4-NOT complex binding. The record is from RefSeq and is a predicted model, not a curated record. The transcript is spliced from 15 exons. Lineage: Eukaryota; Metazoa; Chordata; Actinopteri; Gadiformes; Gadidae.